AUGGCAAGAGGGAAAGUUGCUAAAAAGGUGAAGAAGAAAGACAAGGCGUGGAGCAAUGGCCGGAGGAAGUUCAAAGCGCAGGAUCCGGUCUACCGUGGCAUGAAGAUCGACGAGCAGAUGGCACAUAAGGCGAAGAAAGAGCGGUGUCGAGCGCCCAGAGGAGACAAGGAUGCCAUGGACAUCCCGCCCUUGUUUGGAUCGAUGUUCGGCGGGGGCAAGGACAUGCUUGGCAGCGAAAAGGCCAAGACGAGGAAGGAGGAGGUAGAACCGGAGAAGAGGAAGAAGUCGAAGCGGAAAGGGCAGCAGACAGAGGAUGGCCUCCCUGCUGUGCCGCUGCCGCCGCCGGUGCCGGGCUUGCCGAAGGGGAUUCCAAAGGCUCCGGCCAAGACGGCGAAGGAGUUGGCCUUGCCCAAUCAGAAGCCACUGGAGACGGCUGGCGAGUAUGCCAAGCGCCUGGAGCGAGAGGUCCAGAAGAAGCUUCAGGUGGUUCAGAAGAAAGCCAGCACCGAUCACCAGCGGCAGCGCCAGAAGGAGCGCGUUAAGGCCGCCAAAGAGAAGCGCCGCGGCAAGGCCGCCGGCGCCGCCGCCGACGAGCCGCCUCCACCGGCGCCGCAAGUGCCGCGCUUCGGGGAGGUGGUGCAGCGUCCGCCCAGCUUCGGGAAGGAGACGUUGAAAUCUUUUGCGAAGCUGCAGCCGACUAAGACCAAACCCAUCUCUGGAAGUUUGUCCGACUAUGCCAACAAGGUGCGUGAUGCAUAUGAGGAGGUGAAGAAGAAGCGUCGAGCCCAAGCGGCCAGCGCGGCCGCUGGCGCCAAACGAACGGCGGGCUCCAAGAAGUGA
Messenger RNA from Durusdinium trenchii, 840 nucleotides. Lineage: Eukaryota; Dinophyceae; Suessiales; Symbiodiniaceae. The record is from the annotation of a GenBank genome assembly.